This is a messenger RNA of Emys orbicularis (European pond turtle), 2541 nucleotides long. Its product is annotated as protocadherin gamma-C5-like. Bases 1 to 2541 code for a protein of 846 amino acids. The record is from RefSeq and is a predicted model, not a curated record. Lineage: Eukaryota; Metazoa; Chordata; Testudines; Emydidae. The transcript is spliced from 2 exons. Gene Ontology annotation, cellular component: plasma membrane. Gene Ontology annotation, biological process: homophilic cell-cell adhesion. Gene Ontology annotation, molecular function: calcium ion binding.
AUGGAGCCCAGAAGCCCCGGGCAACCCGCUUGGAAAUGGCAAGUACUGAGUUUGCUUUCCCUGUGCGGCUGGGGCUGGGUCUCUGGGCAGAUUCGCUAUUCAGUGGUGGAGGAGUCGGAGCUGGGAACAGUGGUGGGGAAUAUGGCUCAAGAUCUAGGCUUAAAGGUGGCGGAUCUUUCGGGUCGCAGGCUGCGCUUGGGUUCGGAGGAGAACAGACUGUACUUUGCGGUGAGCCUGGCCAGCGGCGCUCUGCUGGUGAAUGAAAAGAUAGACAGAGAGAGCCUCUGCGGAGCCAGCGCGGGGUGUGUGCUGCCGGUGCAGGUCGUCAUAGAAACGCCCCUGGAGCUUUUCCGCCUCGAGGUUGAGAUUCUGGACCUGAAUGACAAUUCGCCCAGCUUUCCCAAUGCCCAGCGCACUGUGAGGAUAGCGGAGUCCGUCACCGUGGCUGCGCGCUUCCCUCUGGAGAGUGCCCAGGACCCGGAUGUGGGGACCAACACUGUCAGCGCCUAUCGGCUCAGCCCCAGCCCGCACUUCUCACUGAAUGUGAAGAAGCUCAAGGACGGCAAACUCUUCCCGGAGCUGGUGCUAGAGCAAGCCCUGGACCGAGAGGAGCAGCGAGAACACCAGCUGGUACUGACUGCCGUUGACGGGGGAAAUCCGGCCAGGUCAGGCACUGCGCAGAUAACCGUGGUUGUUGUGGAUAUCAAUGACAAUGCACCUGUGUUCGACCAGUCUGUCUACAAGGUCAGCGUGCCGGAAAACACCCCUGUGGGCACUCCGCUUAUUCAACUCAAUGCUACUGACCCUGACGAGGGCCCCAGCGGAGAAGUACAGUACUCCUUUGCCGUUCACACUUCCGACUCCGUCCGGAAGUUGUUUUAUUUGGAUCCCCCCACUGGCGCCAUCCGCGUUCAGGGAGUUGUGGAUUUCGAAGAAGCGAGUUUCUAUGAAAUCCACGUAAGAGCCCGAGACAGGGGCGUGCCGGAAAUGGAAGGCCACUGCGUUCUCCAGGUGGAAAUAGAAGACGUCAAUGACAAUUCCCCAGAGGUCCUGCUGACCUCCUUGGUGAACCCAGUGCCAGAAAACACCCUCUUGGAGACCGUGGUGGGGCUUUUCAAUGUGCGAGACCGAGACUCGGGUGCCAAUGGGGAAGUGAGUUUAGGAAUAGCACCAAACCUACCAUUCAAAAUUAAAUCCUUCGAAAACCACUAUGCGCUGAUCACCCGCGAGAAGCUGGACAGAGAAUCCGUCUCUCAAUACACCAUUGAGCUGACUGCCAGAGACGCAGGAUCCCCCUCUCUGACCACCGAGACCACAAUACUUCUGAACAUUUCGGACGUCAAUGACAACCCCCCUCGCUUUUCUCAGACUUCCUACAACGCCUUCCUGAGAGAGAACAACCCCCCGGGCUCCUUGCUCUGCACCUUGUCGGCUUCCGAUCCCGACGAGGGAGAAAAUUCCCGCCUCACUUACUCUAUAGCGAGAAGUCAGAUCCAGGAUGCGCCUGCCUCUUCCUUCGUUCACAUUAACCCGGACAAUGGUAAUGUUUACGCGCAGCGCACUUUUGACUUCGAGUUGCUUCAGGUGCUGCAAAUCCCCGUGGCUGUGCAGGACUCGGGGUCUCCUCCUCAGGACUCCAAUGUUACCGUCUACGUCUUUAUUCUGGAUGAGAACGAUAACGCCCCGCUCAUUUUGCACCCGGUGACUGGCAGCCAGGUCGCAGCGCCCCAAAGGAUACCCCAGUCUGUUCCCGCUGGCUACAUGGUCACCAAAGUCACAGCAGUGGAUGCAGAUUCUGGCCAUAACGCCUGGCUCUCCUAUUCGUUGCUGCCACAGUCUACAGACCCCUCCUUGUUCCGAGUGGCUUCUUACACAGGAGAAAUCCGGACCACCCGGGGCUUCCAAGACACAGACCUGGCCGCGCAGAAAAUCGUCGUGCUAGUCAAGGACAACGGGGACCCAGCUUUAUCCUGCACAGUCACCAUUAUGGUUUCCUUAGAAGACAAAGCGUCGGAGGAAAACUUCAAAUCUCGCGAUUUCCUUACAAACCCCAAAGAUAAGCCCGACCUGACUCUCUAUUUAAUUAUUGCGCUGGUGGCAGUUAGCAUGGUGUGUCUUGUUACUUUCAUCGUAUUCUCUGCAAAGUGCCUCAGGAAAAGAGACAGAUACUCCUGUUGCUGCCUGAGCAACUCACCCUCUAGGGACAUUUUCAAACACUCCAGCCCAAAGCUUCAGCUGAACACGGACGGCACGUUGAAAUACAUGGAGGUGACACUGAGGCCCACAGACUCUCAGAGCCAGUGCUAUAGGACCUGCUUUUCUCCAGGCUCAGACAGAAGUGACUUCACCUUUAUGAGACCUAUGAGUUGUCCCCCGCCUAGUGCCCUAGCGAUGGAAACUGACACUUUCUUAUCUGGUACGAAUACAUCGAAUGAAUCCGGUCAGGUUAAAAACUGCAGGUCCACGGACCUUUGUUACACAGCAGCAACUUCCGCCCAUGGAUUGGUGCUUGUGUUGCUGUCCCGGGAAGGAGGCUGGUGA